AAGCUUAGUAAAAAGUCGCAAAAACAGUGAUAUUAUGCUAAUUUGAAUACAAGUCACCAAAAUCAGUCUUGUCCACGUUUUUUUUUUUAAAUAACAUUAUUUUUACCUAUCUGUACAAGAUUUGGCGCUUUUAGGAAAAAGGUGCACAAUUAAAUACAUGUAGUAACUAUAACACACAUCCGCUGAGCUAUAGUACGGAUGGAUCAGCAUGACAAUAAUUGAUUUUUAUUUCGUAAAGAUAGGGCACGUUAAUGCAUGCAUCGUCUACUAUAACAACAGCAGAUGGUACAAAGCUAAACAAAAAUAAAUGUAUCUCAUUUUUUAAAUUUUCAAUCAUCCCACCCCCCCAAUUCAUUUUCGUGUAUUUAAUUGCAACCCUCACACAAUUAAUUACUUCACGGGAUGGACAAGCAAGUGACGACCAACGUUCCACGUCGGCAGUCGAUCGCGAGAAGGCUCUGCACUGGUAAAUCUUGGCUGGUGAAACGCACACCUUUUGAGCACAUUUUAUACCGUAAAGUACCGGUGUUUUUCUAGCCAUCACAAGAUGGGGUGGUCCGCGAGACACUGGUGGCGUAUGACCACCGCAGCGUGUCUGGUUGUAGUCAUCGGGCUGAUGUCUAUCGAAGUCGGCAUGCUGGUCAAGCAACGAUCUACCAAGAGCCCGGUGCGUCCGGUAACUACCACGUAAGUUGCAGUUAGAAUGAAAAUCCUAUUUUAUGUGUGAUAUUCAAUUGCUGGAUACCGCUGCAAUAAAUCUGCUGGCGUAUCAUAGACCCUUGCUGUGCAAGGAGAUCUUCAAUAGACUAAGAUGCCUUUACGUAUCCAGACAAUUUUUCUCUUAAAACUUUUUUUUAAUGUCAGGAAGAUUAACGAAUGGACCAGGCAGAAGCUGCAACAUGUUGAACAGAAGAAGGGAACGGACGACAUGUCUGCUCCCAAUCCCUGCCAACCCAACCACCGCUUCGUGUUCAUAAAGAUCCACAAAACUGGUAGCUCCACCAUCGCCACGAUGCUGGAGCGCUACGGCUACCGGCGCGAUCUCAACUUCGCGCUGCCCAGCGGAGCAGUCCACUACUUCCCCAUGAGCAACCAGAGGUACCGUUUUGACACCCCGCGGCUGGUCUUCCAGUGGAACCUGAUGGACUGGAGCGGCGCCCUGGUCUGGCCGGCGCUGGGCGGGUACCAAGUCUUGGUGAAUCACGCUCUGUACAACCGUACCGUGGAUGAAAUUCUUAUUCCAAACGCCGUAUAUUUCACCAUGAUAAGGGAACCCAUCGCCCGAACCGAAUCCUUCUUCAGGUACUUCCUUUUCGACCAGGCGGUACCCCACAAGGCCAACGAAGACCCUCUUGAAGUCUUCAUGAGGGACCCCCAAAGACACACCCAGAAAAUGAGCAACAACAAAUGGAACAAGUAUUUCAGGAAUGGCCAGUUUUUCUCUCUGGGGUUGGAGCGGGAAGAUUACAAGAAUCUCCGGGUGGUAGAGGCUGCCAUCAACUCGUUGAGUCGCGGCAUGGACCUGGUGAUGCUGAACGAGUACUUCGACGAGUCAUUGUUACUCCUGAAAAAGCUCAUGUGUUGGGAUUUCCAAGACAUUGUGUACAUCUCCAAAGCGGUUCGGAGACCCAGCGGAAACCACACAAGCAUCCCGGCGGGGAUGAGAGACAAAAUUCUCCGGUGGAACGCAGCUGACCUGAGGCUCUACCAACACUUCAACCGGACUUUCUGGACCAAAGUCCAAAAGUACGGUCCGGAAUUUGGGCACGAUUUGGACACGUUCCGGGCGAUGAAGGAAUCCGCAACGCAAGCUUGCAUGGCAACGGGGAGCCGCCAAUGGGAUUGGCACAACUCCAGCUACUGGGAAUUGCCGCCAAAUGCCAGCGAGAAAUGCCAAGAUUACGCGAGAGAUGAUAAAGCUUGGGUCAUGCUUGUAAGAUCGCGCAUGCGCGCAAAAAGCAACACUUUCAUCAAAUACAGAAAUGGAUAAUAAACAGAACCUUUUUACAAUCAACUGUUAAUUUUGAAGGGCGUACUUGAUAUAGAAAAAGAACAAUUCUCAACAAUAAAAAGUGAAUGCUGCAGAUUUUAGGUAUUUACUAGUUCUAUGUAAAUUGGAUGUUUUCGUAGUUCAUAAAAAUUAAAAAACCUUCCCACCAAAAUAUAUUUUGCCCUGGUAACUUUUAUUUAAGCUUUCCAAUUAUUCAUGUCAGUGUUAAGAUCAUCUACUCAAUGAGGUGUCGGCUAAAGUUCAUUGUUGCAUAACAUUACAUAACAUAACAAUCAAAUGUCAUGCCCUUUCAAAUUAAGCUGAGCUCAGUCAAGCGAAGGGAAUGUAUACAUCUGACGACAAACUGGUUUCGCACAUGAAAUGUUCAAAUUAGCAUAGCUCAACGACAAAAUGUGCAAAUGCAACGAUUUUUUUCGUCAAAUUUGCUUAAGGGCCAGUACUUUAAUAGCUACAAAUCGACAGUUACAAAUAAUUUUUAAAAAUAGGUGAAAAUUGCUGUCAAAUGUGGUUGUUCUUUUUUUUAACCCCCCUGUACAGGUAAGACAAUAACAUUACUAUGAUGAAAAAAUUACAUUAAAUGGCACUUUGAACUGCAAAA
Molecule: messenger RNA, 2609 nt
Organism: Patiria miniata (bat star)
Lineage: Eukaryota; Metazoa; Echinodermata; Asteroidea; Valvatida; Asterinidae
Product: galactosylceramide sulfotransferase-like
Exons: 1
Coding region: 812-1990 (392 amino acids)
Biological process (GO): glycolipid biosynthetic process
Cellular component (GO): membrane
Molecular function (GO): galactosylceramide sulfotransferase activity
Source: RefSeq, a predicted model, not a curated record